Macadamia integrifolia is the source of this 2830-nucleotide messenger RNA. RefSeq lists its product as uncharacterized. Bases 868 to 2562 code for a protein of 564 amino acids. The transcript is spliced from 2 exons. The record is from RefSeq and is a predicted model, not a curated record. NCBI's taxonomy places the organism in Eukaryota, Viridiplantae, Streptophyta, Magnoliopsida, Proteales, Proteaceae. Gene Ontology annotation, cellular component: Golgi apparatus.
UUGUGGGAACUUUAGAAGUUGCAGGUCUUAUAUGGGAAUGGAGUUUUCCUUACCUACCCAAGAAGAUUGCAGUUCUUAAUAUGGGUUUUUCCCAGUCUACUCCAAGGUUAAGCUUUGAAUUACCCCAAGGGGAGAGGAGGGUGUGGGGGUGGGGGGAUCGUUGACAUUGAAUCCCAACUCCUAAUUCCGAAGGUGCGCACCGUGCGUAAUCCGUUGACCAUGGAUUCCCAAGAGAAUCCUGCGAGAAAAGCCUUUCCUUGAAAAGGGCAGGCAAAGCAAAGCUCACGCAGCGACGGAGAUGGUCAAUGCUAGAAGAGACACAGACUGAUUCAGUUCUCCAAAUACGAAGAACCUGAGCUGCUGUUGCUGCUGCUUCUUUGCCUGCUUUUGAUCUAUCUAUGAUUAAAAGGUUUGGGCUUUUUUGCUCUCUUAAUACAUAUCUUUGUAUCUUUCUUUGAUUAAAAGCUUCAGAUUUUCGAAGAUCGACUUCUAGCUUUGGUGAAACAGUUGUGGGUAAUUCCAAGAUCUAAAAAACCAUUUUUUGAAUCUAAAAAACCAAUUUUUUGGGGGGUUCAAAUCAAUUUACCUUCUAUGUAAAUCUGUUUCUGUCAUGAAUUACUAGAUUCUAUUCAGAUUUUUUAUUUCAUUGUUUCGUCGUCUCCGUUGACCUUGUUUCUCAACUACAAUUCCUUGAGCUUUCUACAAGUCUAAUAAUCUCAGUUUCAGUCCUACCUCUAAUGCUGUCCCUCAAUGUAAUUUGAAUUGCACGUUUGGUGUUUGUUUGUUUGUUUCAUCGGGUCCAAUCAUUUUAGGUUUCAGUGAAGUAUAACUAACUAAAGAUUCCCUGAGGUUUUCUGGUCUAAAUAAAUGAUGUUGGGUGUCUCGUUACCCUCCAGAUCCUGGAAUUUCCGGCCAGAGAACUGGGGACAGAGGGCUCUUUCUCUGAUUGGAAACCUCUUUUUCACAGUCUUUGUAUUUGGGGUCUUGAUAUUCACUAUCAUUGCUGCCACUUACCAACCUGAGGAUCCUCUGUUCCAUCCAUCAACCAAAAUAAACAACUUCCUCGAAUCAGUUUCCAAUGCCACCUUUGAAUCCGAUGAAACUGUUCUCAAGACUGGUGAGGAUUUCAUGCCUUCUAACCAAACUGCAUUUGCCACUUUCAUCAACAUCACUGAUGUUCCUGUCGCCAUUGAAAACCCACUUGAUUCUGAUUGUAAGGGUGAAAGUGAUAAACCAAUUGAUUGUACAGAUAGAGAAAUCUUUAAUCUGCUGAUGAAAGCAUCCAUAGAACAUUUCACGGAUGUCCACUUCUAUCGUUUUGGGAAACCUGUCCAUGGAUCGAAUGAGAGUACGUGUGAUAUGGCAUGGAGAUUUAGACCUAACCAUGGAAAAACUGUUGCUUUUUAUAAGGACUACCGUAGGUAUGUGAUUUCUAGGUCUGGAAACUGCAAUUACACUGUGAUUGGGAUUGGAGAUUACCAUUCUGGUGUGAAUGCUAAGAGAAGGAAGAAUAAUCAAAUAGAGGGGUUCGAGAAGAGGCCAAUGAAUGUUGCAGAGAUUCAAACUUCUUUGCCUGUGGUUGGAGAAGAAAUUAAUGAUAGCCUUCCCAUGGUUGAAUCUGAGAGUUCCUUUAGUCGUGGCAAGUACUUGAUUUACAGUGGUGGUGGAGAAAGAUGCAAGAGCAUGAGCCAUUACCUCUGGGGCUUGUUGUGUGCUUUGGGUGAAGCUCGAUAUUUGAAUCGCACUAUGGUUAUGGAUUUAACUAUAUGUUUGAAUUCAAUGCACACUUCUUCUCAUCAGAAUGAAGAAGGGAAAGAUUUCAGGUUUUACUUUGAUUUUGAGCAUUUGAAGAAUUCCGCAUCUGUAAUGGAACAGAAUCAAUUCUGGUCAGAUUGGGGGAAAUGGCAGAUUAAAGAUGGUUUGCGUCUUCUCCUUGUGGAGGAUUAUAGUGUCACACCAAUGAAGCUUGCCAAGAUACAGGACACUGUGAUUAUGAGGAAGUUUGGAAACGUUAAGCCAGAUAAUUACUGGUACAGAGUUUGCGAAGGAGAGACAGAGUCUGUUAUUCAACGUCCAUGGGACCUCGCCUGGAAAUCUAGACGGUUAAUGGCCAUAGCAACUGAGAUCGCCUCAAGGUUGGAUUGGGAUUUCGAUUCUGUUCAUGUUGUGAGAGGUGAGAAGGCAAAGAAUAAGGAACUCUGGCCAAAUUUAGCGGCUGAUACUUCACCUGAAGCCCUUAUUUCAUCUCUGAAGGAGAAGAUUGACAAUGGAAGGAAAGUUUUUAUUGCCACUAAUGAGCCUAAUACAUCUUUUUUCGAUCCUUUGAAGGACAAGUACUCAAUUCAUUUCCUUAACGAUUAUAAGGACCUUUGGGAUGAGAACAGCGAGUGGUAUGCAGAGACCAAAAAACUUAACAAUGGAGUUCCAGUUGAAUUUGAUGGUUACAUGAGGGUAUCAGUUGACACUGAGGUAUUUUUGAGGGGGAAGACGCAGAUCGAAACUUUCAAUGACCUGACAGGUGACUGCAAAGAUGGGAUCAAUACCUGCCGUGCAUCCACUUGAUUAUUAUCCUAUUAAUGCAUAAAAGCUUAAACUGAGAUUUUGAAGUUUUCACUUGAUACAAUAUUUGGGUUCUCCCCAUGAGUCAUUUAUCUACCAGUGGUGUUACUGUCCAUGCUGAGGUCAUGGUUAGGGGGUAUUAUUUGGGUUGGGGAAAAAUUCUCUCUAGUUAUUCUUGUACUCUGUAGGAAUCAAUUUAAUUGUGUUUCAUGACAUAGAAUCGAUCUUGUUUAGAUUUGAUUGCACAGUGGAAUGCUUCUCUCUCUGUCUU